GAUAACGAUAAGAUAACUUAUCAUAGGUAGUCAUUAGCUAUGUUAUUAAACUUAUCCGUGAUUGCUAUUUAUCAAGUAUUGUCGCGGCAUCGAUAAAAACAAAAAUUCAUUAUUAUAUACUUUUCUCGUUUUUAGUUUAGUUUGUUGCGUGAAAUGCUGUGAUCUAUCGAAAUAUAUACUAGGUUCACAAGUGAAAUCCUGACUGGCAAGCUUCAAUUUAUGUAUUUUAAGUAGAAAGAAGUGAAUUCUUACUACAUCUUGAGGUGUACAGUAAACAUGGAAGACGAUAUAGAAGAGAUGGAGCCUCGGCCUCCAAGCGCUCGCCGGAACUUCUCUCUCCGUAACAAUGCAGCCAGACAAGUGGCCAUCAACUUCAUGCCAUCCAGGCAGCUGCCCGGCAAUACGAUUCGUUUAAAACGCAAUGCAUCUCACAACGCAUUGCUCGAAGAAGCCGCCGACGCGCCCGAUUCGGCAGAUCGGCAGGCGGAUAUCAUCGUGCGUGAAAUGGAGCAGCAUUCCAGGCUUAUGGAGGACAAUCCUGAAGCUGAGGAGCUACGGAGGGAGGCCCUGCGAGAUUUGCCGCAAGGUUUGACAAUGAAACGGCACGUUAGAGCCAAGCUAUCAGCCUCAGUCAGCCUGCGAUCCAGAAGCAAGCCUAUCUCUCUCUUCAAGCGGUUCAAGUACAGGAUGAGCUUUCUUUGGAAGAGGACCCGCGACCGUUUCCGAGACUUCAUCUUCUCCAUCGAGCUCUGGUACGAGCCCAUCCGCUCCAUCGAGGGCCACUUCGGCUCGGCCGUCGGCUCCUACUUCUACUUCCUGCGAUGGCUGUUCAUGCUCGACGCAUUACUAGCCGUUAUGCUGGUGGCUUUCGUGGUUGUUCCUCAGAUUUUACAUGAUGAGACGAGCAGUGGGAUAAAAGAUAUCAGUUUUCUGGACUUUGUCAGUGGAAAGGGUGGGUUAGAGGACUCCCUUCUGUUUUACGGGCAUUACCACACCAGCGACGUGGCAGCGCCGGGCUACAGCAUGCCGCUCGCCUACUUCUUCACCAUGCUGUGCCUCUAUCUCAUGUUCUUUGCGCUGCUGUGCUAUAGAACCGCGUUGUCAUACCGGCGGAACUUCAUAGAAACGGCGAGGAUUGGCGGUAUGAGUCACGUGUUUGCCAGCAAGGUCUUCUGCGGCUGGGACUUCGGUAUCACCACGCGCACGGCCAAGGCGCUGCACGCCAAUAGCAUCUAUAACGAGUUCAAGGAGCUCCUCACCGAACAAAACAAGAAGCGAACCUCAAAGUCCUUCUGCACACGUUUCGGCCAGCGCCUAGCCAACACAGUCGUGACCGCCCUCGUGUUAUCGUUCAUAGUCGGGGUGGAAUACGGAUUCCUGUUACUACUACAAAGGGAGAGUAAAUUGGCACAUUGGGAGAUACUGGUGUCUUUGGGGGUGACUGUGGCGGUCACCAUUUGCCCACUGUUCUUCGCGUUGGUCGUCAAGUUAGAAUACUACAAGCCCAGAACCGCCGUGUACGUGACGUUAGCACGCACAUGUUUCCUCGACAUCGGUACUCUGAUGUUGCUGCUCUACUACUGGUCUAACUCUGGAGCUGCUUGCUGGGAGACGUCAUUCGGCCAGGAAGCGUACCGGCUGGUGUUGCUAGACGCGAUAAUAUCGCUAGUAGUGUUGCCAGUUAUUGAGUUUUUAAGAGCUUUAAUUUUUAAAUUGAACCCAAAGUCCAGAGCGCCAGAGUUCAACAUCGUGUCCAACUCGCUGACUAUAAUCUAUAACCAGGGCGUGCUGUGGUUCGGCAUGCUAUUCUCGCCUCUAUUGGUGGUAGCAGUCGCACUGAAGUUUCUGUGCCUGUUCUACGUGAAGAGAGAGUGCGCUUUGAGAGCGUGCCAGCCGGCUAGAAAGAUCUGGCGCGCGGCGCAGACCCAAACGGUGCUGUACAUGCUGGUGACCAUGUCUCUCUUCUCCACGCUCUUCGGCAUCGGGACCUUAUUCCUAGGCACCAGCUCUCACUCUUGCGGGCCGUUCCAAAACUACGCAACUGUAUUCUCAGUAUUCACUGAGGGCGUUCUGAAACUGUCCACACGCCCCACUUUGCGGAGCAUACUGGUCUUCUUGACGCGCCCGGGCGUCAUCGGUUUCCUGGUCCUCACGCUUUGUGUUUUGGUGUACUACAUGCGAGCCAAGGCUAAAGCGCAGCACUCCAUGGUAGAAAUACUGCGCCACAUGCUGGUGCUGCAAGCCAAAGACAAGGACUUUCUGCUCAAUGCCAUCGCAAAGGUUUCCAAAGGAGAGUGGAUGUAUAGCCCAAAACCCGAGGACCCCCGCGACAGCCACACGUGGAAGUACCUCAACGAGGUCCGCAAGCCGUCCAACGCGGGCUACCACUUCGACGCGUCGCGGCUCAGCCACUCCAUGCUCGGCGCGAACAAAACUCGACCCAAUUCCUAUGCACCGGAGAAAUCAAAGUCAAACGACGAUGGGGAUACGGAUAAUAGCUCUUUUAGCUGGCAGGGGUCGAGUUCUUGCUUGAAUAAGGAAAAUGAGAAGAAAUGGAUUUAGCCCAGCAAUAGUCGACCUAGUUCCUAUACGCCAGAGAAAACAAAAUCCAACGACGAUGGUGAUUCUGAUAAAAGUUAUUUUAGUUGGCAAGGUUCGCGUCACGAGUUGCUUGAGAAAGGAUGGGAAGAAGUAAAAGUCGACUUAAUAAAGUCCAACACAAUUUGCAUUUGCAGAAAUCAAACAUGUUAUAAUAUUGACGUUUUUCAGCACCAGGUGGUUUCGUUGACGAUGAAAAUAAUUUUUAUAUUGAAUCUCUGGCAGUAGCGUCUAUAUGAAAUCCUAAAAUAAGUUGUUUUUUUCCGUCGAGUCCCCUUGGUUAUAAAAAGGUUUUUCUACUCGACUUUUAAAUACUACUCGGCGCUUCCUUUUAAUUUUGUGGCGGUAAGAAAAUCUACAAAUUGUCAUUCUUCAUUCAUAAUUAUCUCGAUUCCCCGCCGCCUGACAUUACGCUAUGCCUUAUUUUUAUAAUCAUCUGUUCUCUUAGGUAUCUUUUAAUGGCGUUAUUCAUAAACGCGUUACUGGCCUGAGUUAGCUAUGAAUUGUUUGUCUUUAUCUAUCAUUUUGACUUAUGUAUUUGUAAGAAAGGAAUAUAACAUAAUUUAACUAAAUUAGGCCCGUAACAUUUUAUGAAUAAGGGGGUGAGAAAUUAAACCCAGUAUAUGUAAGCUAUUAAUAAGUAUCAAGGGUUGAGUAUUUCAUUAAAAAAUCGUGGGAUACAUUUGAAUACCACCUUCAUUACAAAGUGAAAUUAAUUUUGCAGUGUGCAUUUUGGUCACUAGAUAUAUGUAGUAAUAACAAAACGGCUUAAUUAACUAAAGUUAGACGGGGUAAGUACCUAAGAGAAACUCUCGAAGGGAAAAUAAAUAGAAAUGGGAAUAUGUCAUAAUUUAGAGUCGUUAUUCUUAUGUUCCUUUAUCCUUGGCGAAAACGCCACAUAAUGUAUUAUGUAAGACUGUUCUUUUUAUAUUUUAGGUUGUAGAUUGUUUAAUGUCGUAUGUUAUUUUGUUCAAGAUCUCUGAUUAAUACUACAAAACAGUGAUAUAAAGCAUAAUAACAAUAGAGGCUUUUUAGAUAGGCAUUUUUAUAUAUCUAGCAAAUUUCAAUCUUGUAUUAGAUUUAAUUUGGUUGUGAAUUUUUUUGCAUAAUUCAAUUCAAUAUUUACACGUUCUUAUGAAACAUUUAUUUUGGUUGUUUGUAAAUUAUCUUAAUAAUGGUGCUAUUGAAUAAAUUUAUCAAUUUACAUAUUUAUACCAAAAA
Messenger RNA from Cydia pomonella (codling moth), 3819 nucleotides. RefSeq names its product transmembrane channel-like protein 3. The coding region runs from base 277 to 2562 and encodes 761 amino acids. The transcript has 16 exons. Gene Ontology annotation, molecular function: mechanosensitive monoatomic ion channel activity. The record is from RefSeq and is a predicted model, not a curated record. Gene Ontology annotation, cellular component: plasma membrane. Lineage: Eukaryota; Metazoa; Arthropoda; Insecta; Lepidoptera; Tortricidae.